This is a messenger RNA of Hyaloscypha bicolor E, 1141 nucleotides long. RefSeq names its product oxidoreductase-like protein. NCBI's taxonomy places the organism in Eukaryota, Fungi, Ascomycota, Leotiomycetes, Helotiales, Hyaloscyphaceae. Bases 38 to 1093 code for a protein of 351 amino acids. The transcript is spliced from 6 exons. Gene Ontology annotation, molecular function: dioxygenase activity. The record is from RefSeq and is a predicted model, not a curated record.
CUUGUCCUACCAUCUCUCAAUUCUCCCGUAAGGAAACAUGGCAGCACCAAAUGGCCAGUCUGGUCAAAUCCCUGUGAUUGAUCUAUCUGGACCUGAACAGACCGUUGCCACAGAGCUCGUGGAUGCUGCAACAACUUAUGGCUUUGUUUACAUCAAGAGUCUGGGACAAGACAUCCCUGUGGAGGCCAUUGACAGCAUAUUUGCAUUGUCAAAAAAGUUCUUCUCUUCUCCCAUUGAAGAAAAGGAACCCUGCAAGAUUCAAGAAAACAAUAGAGGAUGGGUGGGAAUGCAUGCUGAGACCUUAGAUCCAAAGACCCAGAGAUGGAUGGGUGAUUUCAAAGAAGCAAUGAACCUAGGAGGAUUCUUAGACGGCAAAGCUCAACAGCCACUUCCACCAGUCUUUGAAGAUCACGAACCAGAGCUCUACGCCUUCCAAAAAUACUGCCAGACAAUGAUGAACAAAAUCCUAGACCUCUUCGCCGUUGGCCUUGAAGUCUCCUCCCCAACCGAAGGCUCAAAAUACUUCUCCAACCGCCACGGCCCCGAACCAACCCCCUGCACCCUGCGCCUCCUCCACUACCCCACCCUCCCCUCAAACAUCGAAAUCCAACCCAAAGUUGACAUCCGCGCGGGAGCACACUCAGAUUACGGCUCCAUCACCCUCCUAUUUCAAAGACCUGGACAACCAGGACUGGAAAUCUUGCCUCCAUCCUCAUCCACCACACCGCCAGAAUGGACGCCCGUCCCCGUCUUCCCUCCAGGAACGGAAUCCGACCCUUCACCGCCAAUUCUCGUCAAUAUUGGCGAUUUGUUAUCUUACUGGACGAACAACCUUUUCAAGUCAACGGUCCACAGAGUCGUGUUUCCUGCAGGCGGGAAGGAAGCAGCGGAGGAUCGCUACAGCAUUGCGUACUUCGGACAUCCGAUUGGCGAGACGGUUUUAGAAGCUGUACCAAGUGAGAAGACGAAGGCGUUGGCUGGUAAAGGAGAUAGUGGAGUCAAGGCGAUGACGGCGCAUGAGCAUUUGAUGUCUCGACUGAAGGCUACGUAUCUUGGGAUGUAUAAAGAUGAAGGGGACGAGAAGGAGAAAUAGUUAGUCUGCAAGGACUCGUAACUACCAAUCCACUGGCUGUGAUGCAAA